This is a messenger RNA of Pipistrellus kuhlii (Kuhl's pipistrelle), 3306 nucleotides long. RefSeq names its product par-6 family cell polarity regulator gamma (gene PARD6G). The coding region runs from base 146 to 1312 and encodes 388 amino acids. The transcript has 3 exons. Gene Ontology annotation, biological process: centrosome cycle; regulation of cellular localization; establishment or maintenance of cell polarity. Gene Ontology annotation, molecular function: protein kinase C binding. The record is from RefSeq and is a predicted model, not a curated record. Gene Ontology annotation, cellular component: apical plasma membrane; nucleus; cell cortex. NCBI's taxonomy places the organism in Eukaryota, Metazoa, Chordata, Mammalia, Chiroptera, Vespertilionidae.
GGGCCGCCGCCGCAGUCCGACCGGCCCCGCGGCCCGAGAGCGCGGGCUGGGACCGAGGCCCCGGCGGUGGGCGCCGCCCCCAGCGUCUCUCCGGAGCCCCUGGCGCGGGGCGAGGGCGAAGACGAGGCGGAGCAGGGCCGGAAUCAUGAACCGGAGUUUCCACAAGUCUCAGACCCUGCGCUUCUACGACUGCAGUGCGGUGGAAGUCAAGAGCAAGUUUGGGGCUGAGUUCCGAAGGUUCUCCUUAGACCGCCAGAAGCCCGGGAAGUUUGAGGAUUUCUACCAGCUGGUGGUGCACACCCACCACAUCGCCAACACCGAGGUGACCAUCGGCUACGCGGACGUGCACGGCGACCUGCUGCCCAUCAACAACGAUGACAACUUCUGCAAGGCGGUCUCGAGCGCGAACCCCCUGCUCAGGGUCUUCAUCCAGAAACGAGAGGAGGCCGAGCACGGCGGCGGCCUGGCGACCGGCUCGCUCUCGCGGCGCAAGAAGGCGCUGGCGCUGCGCGAGGAGGGGCCCCGCCGGCGCGCGCACCUGCACAUCGGGCUCCCGCACGACUUCCGCCCUGUGUCCUCCAUCAUCGACGUGGACAUCCUGCCCGAGACGCACCGGCGCGUGCGGCUGUACCGGCACGGCUGCCAGAAGCCGCUGGGCUUCUACAUCCGCGACGGCGUGAGCGUGCGGGUGGCGCCGCAGGGGCUGGAGAAGGUGCCGGGCAUCUUCAUCUCGCGCAUGGUGCCGGGCGGCCUGGCCGAGAGCACGGGGCUGCUGGCCGUGGACGACGAGGUGCUGGAGGUGAACGGCAUCGAGGUGGCGGGCAAGACGCUGGACCAGGUCACGGACAUGAUGAUCGCCAACAGCCACAACCUCAUCGUCACUGUCAAGCCGGCCAACCAGCGCAACAACGUGCUGCGCGGCGGCCGCGCGGCCUCCGGCAGCUCGGGCCGCUCCUCGGACAGCGCGGCCAGCAGCCGCCACAGCCUGCAGGCGCCCGCGCCGCCCGGCCUGCCCGCCGCCGCCGCCGACGACAUGGAGAGCGACGAGGAGCCCGACGUGGUGCUGGAGGGCGACCUGGAGCCCCGGGCGGCCCCGCGGCUACCGCCUCCCGGCGGCGGCGGCGGCGGCGGCCUCACCCGGCUCAACGGUUCGGGCCCGGCGUCCGGACUGCACGGCGGCGGCGCCCAGAGCCGCGAGAGCAGCCUCCACAGCCUCCACAGGCUCAUCAGCUCCCUGCGGUCCGACCCCCGCCACAGCCUGGCGCUGCCCCCUGGCGGCGUGGAGGAGCACGGCCCGGCCGUCACCCUCUAGCGGGGCGCCCUGCCUGCAGCGCCGCCGGGCGUCCCCCUGUAGCAUCCUGGCCCAGCCCCAGGGACCAGUCCCCUCCCGUUUUUUUUGUUUUUUGUUUUGUUUAAAUAAGAAAAUAAUUGUAUAUGUCACCCCUCCUCCUCUGUAUUUUUAUUUAUCCCUUCCUUUUCUUCCACAACCCUACUCGAUGUUUCAACGGAUGGACAGAAAAUGAAAAAUACUGCCUAUUUUUUUUUUUUUUAAAUAAAUUUCUCCACAAACGGAAGGUGCCCACUUUUGCGUGCACACACCAGGCCCGUUGCAGGUCCAGGGCCUUUGUAAAGUUAUUUUCUGACCAAGUGUCGAAAAUACUUGCUUUUUAAAAAAAUUUUUUUAAAAGACUUUAUUUUUUUUAAAGGAAGCUUUAAAAUUACCCUUUAAAAGGACAGAUUCGUGUUUUUUAACGUCAGCGAUGCAAACACACCUACGUGUUGGCGGCCACAGUCUUCUCCGUUUCGCGUGGAACCUUCUGGUGGGCUGGACGCAGCGAAGAAGGUACAUGGCGAGAAGGGAAAGACUGGUUUUUAAGAACAGACGCACCCACAUCUCUAAGAGGUGUGACUGUAGAAGACAAAUUUCAAAUGGUCAGUUCAUAGUCCUGUUUCAAAUAGCCAAAUGGGAGCUGCACCCCCAGACCUCACUGGGAAAAGGAGCUCUCCGAGGUCAUGCCCGUGACCUGGGACGCCCCGAGGUCUAUCAGCAGCCCUCAGGAAAGCAGCCAGCUCUGCUUGGCAAUUCCAUUUGUGAUCAAAAGCCAGUAUUUACUUGGAGUUAAAAAACCAGUCUUUUCCAAUGACUUCACUGACUCUGAGCACAAUUUCUGAAAUGUUUCCCUAGAAAUGGUGGACAACCCUACCGUACCUCCAGACAAGCCUUUGAAAGCUCACAGACAUUUGGGACUAUGUCUGUUACCUUCAUUUUAAAAUAUCUUCAUAUGAAACGUGAUGGUUUUUUAUGUCGGAUUAAAUCCAUUGCCACUUCCCUUUGAUCUUUUUUAGCAAUAUUUACAUAUUUGGGAAUUUUGAAUGUUUUAUUCAUGUUUAUACCAAUGAAAUUUUAUAUGAAGUGUAUAUUAUGUUUGAAUCCGAUAUUGAGAAAAUGUUACAGUUAUAUUUUGAGGACUAAACUUUGACCAAAUAAAGCUUUCAUAUACAAUAUUUUUUAGGUGGCCUUUUUCAAUGCAAGCUGCUUCUCCGGUGGCCCAGCACCCCCUGCUGGUCAAUGGCAGACCUGUCCUUCCUUCAUGGAUGUCAGACUGUCUAAAAACUAUCUCACUGUUUUCAUUUUUCCUGAACUUGUUAAGUGAAAAAAAAGUAUCUUUCUUUUGUGCAUAAAGUAUUUAUUGUUCAGAAAUAGCUUUUAUUGAGUACUUGUGCCCUGCGCCUAUGUUCGGUUUUUUUAUUUGAAUGCCAGUCUCUCUUCUACCCAUUUUUCCCUUGGCACAGGGAAGACCAAAGACACUCCCCACUUUGAGGUCCUAGUGAGAGUGCACACACUCCCAAAUCCAUGGGUUCCAAUGAACUGUGCAAGCACCUUGUUUGGUGCCCCAGCAGUCGGAGGUAUUUUUUUUUUUUUUUUUAACCAUGACAUGUAUUAUAAAACCAAAACUCUAAUGUAACAUACUACCACAAAGGAAAUGUUAUUUUACUAAGUUAUUGCUGGCUGAAGAGUAUCUUAUUGAUAUAACUGGGUCUGUUACCAAGAAAUAAAGUUAUAUUUCUUACCAUGUUUUAAGUUGUUAAGCAAAUGUGAAUAAUUUUUUUAAAGAAAAAAAAAAAAGAUUGUGUGCUAUUCAGAAUUUUAGGAGUUACAAACUGCUUGGAAUAGCUGCUUGAGUGUAUUUUUCUACCCAGGUCUAUACUUCUGCCAUUUUCUUUAAAAAACAAACAAUAUUGUAUUACGUGUUAAAGUUUUCUUGGUUUUAUAUAUCAAAGAAUAAAAACAUUCUCUUUGUGUUC